Molecule: messenger RNA, 1409 nt
Organism: Prosopis cineraria
Lineage: Eukaryota; Viridiplantae; Streptophyta; Magnoliopsida; Fabales; Fabaceae
Product: RING-H2 finger protein ATL1-like
Exons: 1
Coding region: 171-1229 (352 amino acids)
Biological process (GO): protein ubiquitination
Molecular function (GO): transferase activity
Source: RefSeq, a predicted model, not a curated record
UCAAAUCCCUAUCAUGGCUCCCCUCACCACCUCCCUCAUUUAAAGUCCCUCCAGGGUCUUCCCUCUUCCUCUCUGUUCUCCACAUUCUUUCUCUUCAUGUCCUGUGCUCAUGACAGAGAUCUAAACGGCAUUGGGCAACCCAUUUCUCUGCGCUUUCUUUCACAUCUGUUAUGGAUCUUGCGAGAAGGAGAUUCUUGAUUUCUGGGUCUCAGCCCCUCUCGCCAUUAUCAAGCCCAGUGAGUUCAAUCCUUCGCCCACAUUCGCAUUCUGCGAGCGCCAGUUUCCCCAUUAUAGCAAUCGCUAUAAUAGGAAUACUAGCCACAGCUUUCUUGCUCGUCAGCUACUAUAUCUUCGUCAUCAAGUGCUGCCUCAAUUGGCACCGCAUAGAUCUCCUAAGACGAUUCUCUCCGUCUCGGCGGCGAGAAGAGCCACCGAUGGCUUACUCGCCGGGGGGCACAGAACCUCGAGGACUCGACGAGGCGGUGAUCCGAUUAAUCCCAGUCAUCCAUUACAGAGCAGAGGAAAACAAAGAAUCCGAAGAGCGAAGCUUCACGGAAUGCUCUGUUUGCCUGAACGAGUUUCGCGAGAAGGAGAAGUUGAGGAUUAUACCGAAUUGCAGCCACGUGUUCCACAUAGAUUGCAUCGACGUUUGGCUUCAGAACAACGCCAAUUGCCCGCUUUGCAGAACAAGCAUUUCUCUAUCCACCAGAUUCCAAAUCGAUCAGAUGCUGAAUUCCAGACCAUCCUCGCAAGAUCGACGCCCGUAUGGCGAAAAUCUCAAUGGCGGGGAUGAAGAUUUUGUGGUGAUUGAACUCAGCACUAAUGGUCACGAUAGAAACCAGAGCUCGAAUGGAACACAGGAAAGAGAAAACCCGCCUCGGGAGGUGAGUCCUUCGCCCAGGAAGAUAACGGAGCAGAAGAAAAAACCAUGGAAGUUUCAGAAAGUGACGAGCAUGGACGAUGAGUGCAUCGAUACCAGGGGAAAAGACGAGCAGUUUUCAGUGCAGCCCAUAAGGAGGUCUUUCUCCAUGGAUUCUUCAAGGGAUAGACAGUUGUACAUGGCAGUUCAAGAAGCGCUGAAGAAACAGAACAGACAAGAAGCGAGUGAGGUAUCAUCGUCCUCCAUUGAAGGGUGUAGCAGUGGUAGAGUCAAGAGGUCAUUCUUUUCCUUCGGACAUGGUAGUAGUAGAUCCAGAAGUUCGGUCCUGCCUGUUUAUGUGGACCACUGAGAUGUUUUCUUGUUUGUGGAUGCGAGCACAUCUCAUUUCUUAUUCUUAGGACUUUUGUGAAAUAGAAAUUGCCAUUAGAAUGUAAUGUAAUCAACAGAAGAAGAGCAUAGGCUUGUAACUUGUAAGACAGAAAUAUUCAAUUGCAUUUAUUUUUUCAGUUUGGAAGCCGCGGCUUCAGCU